GGCCGACGGAGCCGACGAGGGGAGUAGGCUGGCUGGGCCCCCAGUGGGGGCCGCCGUGGCCCUGGGCGAAAAUGCAGGAAGGAGAUCUAGUUGCCAAAAUGCUUCGAGCUGUUCUCCAGUCCCAUAAAGAAGGAGUACCCUUUUCUCAUUUGCAAGGAGAAUAUAAAUCUUUAACUGGAGACUGGAUUCCUUUUAAACUGCUGGGGCAUCCUUCUUUGGAAGCGUACCUAAAAAGCAUUCCUGGAGUUGUCAGGAUUGAAACUGGUAGAACUGGGGAGGUCAUUUGCCAUGCUGUGGCUUGCCAGGAGACUGCAAGGAUUGCUCAGCUCGUAGCCCGCCAGAGGACUUCCAGGAAAAAGACAGGGCGGCAAGUGAAUUGCAGGAUGAGGCUGAAAAGAAGUUCUCCCGUUGCCUUCGUGGGCAAACCGAAAUGUACUCUGAGGAAGCCUGGAUUUAUGAAUCCAGGUGAAGAUAGCGAGAGGCCUAUGCUCCCGCAAAGCAGGGGGAGCCAUGGCGUCAUUAGACCUAGUAUGAGUGGCACACCAUACCCUCUGUCCCCAGCACUGAGGAGCUCUGAACCAAGAGAAGUCUUAAUACAAGGACACAUGACGGUGAUGAACAGACCUGAAAAAAGACUAGUCCUUCCGCCGCAAUUUCAGAAGGAGCUUCAGGUGCAUCUGUCAAGAAACCUGUGUGACUUGAACGUAAAUACAAACGCAAACGAAAUAAGGCGAGUAAUACAGGCUGUUCCUGCUUGUCCAAGUAUCAACAUAAUUGAGAUUCAGAAAAGAAUUAAAGAAAUAUUGAACAGAUUCAGCAGUGGCGUAUGGCUAUCGAAGAUACCGCAUCUGUACAGAGAGCUGUAUAAGGAGGACUUCAAUCCAGCCUUGCUGCCCCAGUUAGAAUACUGGCCUCACGUUUGUGUAGCACAGGUGGUGUGGUCUGGAGGCCAGAGGAAUGUCCUUCUCUUUCCCGCACCUAAAACACCUCUUCCAGCAAAGGGUAUCUCAAGCCAGGAAGGAAAGUCUCAGUCCUUGUUAAUCGAAGCGCCUGCGCACAACAAGGGUGCCGCCGUGUCCCACGGGGACUUCAAGCAAAAAAUUGCAGCCAUUCUGUUAAACUAUUCUAGCGGUCUUUGGGCUAACGCGCUCCCAAAGGUGUAUGAAGACACCUACAAAGCAACGUUUCCCCAAGACGUCCUGAGCCAUCUUGACUCCCUGUCAGAUGUCUGCAGUAUAGACUAUGUCUCCGGCAACCCUAAAAAGGCAAUCCUCUAUGCAAAAUCAAAACAGAGCGCCGAGAAUCCGAAUGUGACUGGCAAAAGCCAUGUACACGAAGACCUGAAGCGAAUGGCGGAGCAAGAGGCUUCUGCGAUAGCCCAGGAAGCCCAAGAGGAGAGUUUGGAAAAUAUAACCGUGCCACCUUUAAUUGUCCCAUCAGAAACAUCAGCGUCAGUGUUGGUAGUGGAACUGGACAAUACAAAUGAAGUUGUCAUCAGGUACGUAGGCAAGGAAUAUUCUGCUGCCCAGGAAUUAAUGGAAGAUGAGAUGAAGGAUUACUACAGCCAGCAGAACUCCUCAGUUCUUCCUAUACAGUCACUUAAAGUUGGUCAGCUCGUUGCUGUUCCUGCAGUAGAAGAUGCUUGGCUGCGGGCAAAGAUAAUUGCAGUCGAAGGCAAUAGAAUAAAGGUGUGCUAUGUUGAUUAUGGCUUCAAUGAAAGCAUCGAAAAUACCAAAGUGUACAGACUAGUGAAGCAGUUCUAUUCGCUGCCUUUCCAGGCUUCGAAAUGUAAACUGGCAGGGAUGGAGGCCUUCUGCGAUGACCCCGUCUUGGUGAAAACGGUGGAGUCUCAAGCCUGUGGCAAAAUAUUUGCCGUUGAGAUACUGGAGAAAACCGACAUUCCUCUUGUUGUCCUUUAUGACACUUCAGGGGAUGAUGACGUCAACAUUAAUGCUACUUGCCUGAAGGUGCUUUGUGACAAAUCUCUGGAGCUUCAUCUCCAGAUGAAUGCGAUCUAUACAAAUGUUCGAGUAACCAAUGUAUGUUCAGAUGGGACUUUAUACUGCCAGGUGCCAUCAAAGGGCCUGACCAAGCUCUCAGAGUGCUUGCAGAAACUGGAAAGCUAUUUCCACCACAAGCAGGCAGCAGAAGGCUCGGUGUCAUUACCUUACUGUGGCAAGAUCUGCUUGUUUAACUCUAAAGGAAAAUGGGCACGAGUAGAGAUAACAAGUGUUCAUAGCAGUCGGGCUCUUGAUGUGCAGUUUAUGGACACUGGAACGGUAGCAUCUGUCAAAGUAGCAGAGUUGAGAGAGGUUCCCCCGACAUUUCUGCGAGAAGUCAUUGCCAUACCACCUCAGGCGACAAAAUGCUGCUUAGCCGACCUUCCCCUUCAUACUAGGAUGUGGACUCCAGAUGCUGUACUUUGGCUGAGAGAUACAGUGUUAAACUGUCCCGACUGCAGCAUUAAGGUUGUGGAACUGGACGAGUCCCAUAGAAUUGCACACAUCUAUUUAUUCACACCAAAGAACUUCCCAGACCCAGAUCGGAGCAUAAAUAGGCAGAUCACUAAUGCAGACUUGUGGAAGCACCAGAAAGAUGUCUUUUUGAGUGUCUCUUCUAGCAGUUUCCCUCUUGGGAAAGGGAAAAUGGACUUUCCAAACUGGACAAAUGUGGAUACCGGGAAAGGUCCAGCUGGUUCAGUUCCACGCACUGUGGAGCGCAGUGGUGAGGAAAUGGUUGGUGUGCCACCUCUGUUGUCACUGCCGAAAAUCGGGGAGCAAAUGGAUGUCUUCAUCUCACUGGCCUGCCACCCGGGUUACUUUGUCCUCCAGCCUUGGCAGGAGAUGCACAGUUUAGAAGUGCUGAUGGAAGAGAUGCUACUUUACUACAGCAGAGCAGAUGAGAGACGGGUCACGGUGGAAAAGAACAAACUCUAUGCCGCUAAAGUGGAGAACAGGUGGUACAGAGUGUUAAUAAAAGGAGUGCUGGCAAAUGGGCUGGUGUCAGUGUACGAGCUGGACUAUGGAAAACACGAGCUUGUGAGCAUCCAGAAAGUACAACCUCUGCCGGACACAUUCCGAAAACUUCCGUUUCAGGCCAUAACAGCCCAGCUAGCUGGUGUUGACCGGCAGCAGUGGUCUGAGGAAGCAUCAGUAGUAUUCCGGAAUCAUGUGGAGAAGAAAGCUCUGGUAGCACAGCUGAAGGCAGUUGUGGAUGGAGCUAAUCCAUGGGACCGAAAAGUCAUAACCUACUUAGCUGACACUUCUCUACCAGACACAGAUAUAUGGAUUCAUGACCUCAUGACCCAGUACCAUAUGGAGAUUUCAAAAGCUAAUUAAUCGGUUUUUGGAAACUUGAGUACCUUGAGCAAUAAGAAUGUGGUAGUCUUAAAAAAGAAAAAGAAGAAGAACAAAACGUGAACGUUAACAUAGCUGUGACUAAAAAAAAUGUUGGUUGAU
Molecule: messenger RNA, 3458 nt
Organism: Gekko japonicus
Lineage: Eukaryota; Metazoa; Chordata; Lepidosauria; Squamata; Gekkonidae
Gene: TDRD7
Product: tudor domain containing 7
Exons: 17
Coding region: 72-3338 (1088 amino acids)
Biological process (GO): lens morphogenesis in camera-type eye; spermatogenesis; lens fiber cell differentiation
Source: RefSeq, a predicted model, not a curated record